AGAAGGCCAAGAUACUUUAAUGCUUCUACUCUUGGAAUAGGGAGAGCUGUGGUCUGGAAAAACUCUGGGCAUAAAUUCUGAGUUAAGACCUAGCCCAUACUGCCACUGCCCAGAUUAUCUUGGGAGGAAAUGCCUUCUUUGAAACACUCUAGUCUUCAGCCACGAUCUGGUGGGACCUAUGGGAUGGAAAGAGAUUAGAGGAGGCAGGCUGUUCAAUCUUUAAGCUAACAAUAGCAAGAGGUUUGUGAGUCUUUGAGAACUACUGGCCAAGGUCCUUUAGCUACAUUCCCUCACCCUUCUGAAGAUGGAGAAGAUUCUAUUUCUCUCCUUUAUCAGCUGCCUCAUUGGGGCAAAUCGGACGAAAAUCUUCAGACGUUGUGAACUGGCCCAAGAGAUGCAUAAAGCAGAGCUGGAUGGGUAUGAGGGCACUAGCUUAGAACUGAUGAGUAACUACAUCUUUCCCAGCAUUCUUUGUGUCAAGAAGAUUGUGUUGAGUUCUGGAGGAAUAGCCAACUGGAUGAAGUGGAGGAUACGCUGCCAGGAUCAGGACCUCUCCUACUGGCUAACAGGGUGUCACCUCUGGUUGGAGAUGUGCCCAAGCCUGCUUGAUAACAGAAUUAAGACACUUUUCCCCAUAAUUGUGGCCGAAGUAGAGACCUGGGAAUAAGGGAAUUCACAUCUGGGUUUCUUCUUCGAGAGGCCCUGCCUACCAUUUAGAAACCAGGAGACCCAGACCUAGAAACCUAGGGUGAUUUUUGUACAUUUAAAAAUAUUCAAUAAAGCAUACCAUGGGCAAAGU
This is a messenger RNA of Trichosurus vulpecula (common brushtail), 799 nucleotides long. RefSeq names its product lysozyme-like protein 6. The record is from RefSeq and is a predicted model, not a curated record. NCBI's taxonomy places the organism in Eukaryota, Metazoa, Chordata, Mammalia, Diprotodontia, Phalangeridae. Gene Ontology annotation, biological process: fusion of sperm to egg plasma membrane involved in single fertilization. Gene Ontology annotation, cellular component: sperm flagellum; acrosomal vesicle. The coding region runs from base 305 to 667 and encodes 120 amino acids. The transcript is spliced from 5 exons.